This is a messenger RNA of Capsicum annuum, 887 nucleotides long. RefSeq names its product SUMO-activating enzyme subunit 1B-1-like. The transcript has 6 exons. Bases 462 to 854 code for a protein of 130 amino acids. Gene Ontology annotation, molecular function: ubiquitin-like modifier activating enzyme activity. NCBI's taxonomy places the organism in Eukaryota, Viridiplantae, Streptophyta, Magnoliopsida, Solanales, Solanaceae. The record is from RefSeq and is a predicted model, not a curated record.
GUGAAAUCCCUAACUUUGAAUGACGAUCGAAUGAUCACACAAGAUUUGCUGUAUGGUAAUUCAUUAAUCAAGCCAAAUGAAGAGUUUCACCGAGAUAAGACCAUUGCCCAAGUGUGUAGCAAAUCGUUAUCAAAGUUCAAUUCCAAGGCUUCGAUUCAUGUAUUACAGGGUUAGCUUUUCUCUGUACUUUGUUUAAUUGUAUUGCUUGCAAUUUCUCAUGGGAUUACUUUUUAGGAGACAUCUUAAACCUCAGUGCCGCUGAUUUUGAAAAGUUCGAUACAGUUAUAAUCAGUUGUUGCUCGAAGAUAAAAAGAAGAGAAGUAAAUUCAAGAUGCCGACAAUUAACAGAUCCUAUAGCCUUCUAUAGCGUACAAUGCAGGGGAUCUUUGGCUGAGAUAUUUGUCGAUUUGAAAAGUCACACAGUAUGUGAGAGAUUAUUUGGACAAGAUUUGAAAAGCAUUAUGGAGUUCUGUAGUUUCGAGGAGGCCAUUGCAGUUCCUUGGAAAACACUUCCUAAAGGAGUGUCGGAGAUAUUCUUAGCCAUGAGCGUUGCUGAAAAUUUUGAAGCAACACAUAGGAGGAAUGUAGGAAAGUUGUCUGCCACCGACUUCCAAAAUUUAAAGACAUUUAAGGACGUCUUAUGUGAUAAACAGCAAUUCAAUCACAAUCAUAUUUCCAGUGCUACGUUGGAAAAACUUACAGGAAUUACAGCUUGCAACAUCCAUUCCAUAGUUGGGGCUAUUUUGGCACAGGAUAUUCUAAAGGUUAAAUUUGGAGAGCAAAAACCAAUCCAUAACUUCUACCAUUUUGAUGGGGAAGCGGCCGAAGGGACCCUUCUUCAAAUUGGUUGUUGAUAAAGAAGAAGCUGGAAAGAGCGGAUCAAUCGA